Molecule: messenger RNA, 205 nt
Organism: Zonotrichia albicollis (white-throated sparrow)
Lineage: Eukaryota; Metazoa; Chordata; Aves; Passeriformes; Passerellidae
Source: RefSeq, a predicted model, not a curated record
CGCCUGGUGGCCAUGAACAUGCCCCUCAAUUCAGAUGGCACCGUCACCUUCAACGCGACGCUCUUCGCCCUGGUCCGCACCUCCCUCAAGAUCAAGACGGAAGGGAACCUGGAUGUGGCCAACAAGGAGCUCCGGGCUGUGGUGAAGAAGAUCUGGAAGAGGACGAAGCCGAAGCUGCUGGACGAGGUCAUCCCCCCGCCCGAGG